AUGGAUCAACCGCAUGGCCCGCACGUCUUAUCUAGCGGAUCCAGACGAUCCGUUUCGCUCUCCUCACUCAAGGAGACGCUUGCAGACGACGAAAAAGUGGUCGUCGACGACGUUGACGACAAGUGGCGACACGGCCGUUUCGUGUAUCAUGGCGACGGUUACCUUCCUCGGUCAAAUCGCGAAAUUGUCGUGUAUGACGAAGGGCAUGGUCACGGUCACGAUCACGAUCACGACCAUGGUCACGGUCACGCCAACGGGCACGCGCACGGGCACGUUCACGGGCCGGGGCCUCGCAGCCAACAUCACAACUAUUCCACCUCCACCGCGGACGCUGGCGAAUGGGAGGACAUUGAAACAGAUGGAAAGGAGCUUGUCUCAAAGUCGGAAGCGGAAGCGGAACCCAACGCGCCGCCCGCAUGGACGACUGAGAUUCCGACACCAGAGCAAGUGCGCGAUGCAGCAGGAUGUCACCUGCUUGACGAGUGGGGCAACACGGUGCGAUUUGGCGACAUGCUUCCUGGCGGACCCGCGUGGCGCUCGGCAUCUCUUGCGGGCAAGCCGGUGAAAAAGGUGCUCACCCUGUUUGUGGGGCACUGGUGGUGCGGCCUGUGCCACGACUAUGCGAUCGUCUCCGUCGCAAAGCUCUCGCCUGCCGCGCUCAUCCGCGAGGGUGUGCGCGUAGUCAUCAUCUCGAGUGGCAGCUGGAAAGUGAUCGCAAAGUACAGAGCGACAUUCGACGUCAAAUUCCCCGUGUUCGUCGACAACGGCACGCGGUUGUACCGCGCACUGGGUCUCCCGAAGAGCACACCGAACCCCUUCGCCGAGGCCAUGGUCAAGGACCGUCCGGCAUACCACCAGCACCCAUUCGCGCGGCAAAUGGCAACGGGCAUGCGCGGCAUCUUCCAGUUUGGCGGCAUUCGGUUCCGGAACCCGGGAAACUUCAUGCAGCUCGGCGGCGAGUUUGUCUUUGGUCUCGACUACUCGUGCGACUAUGCGCACCGGAUGCAGGGGCGCGGCGACCACUGCGAGGCGCCGGACGUGCUGAGCGCCGUGGGGGUGCAGAGCACGCUGGGCGCGCCGAUGAGCAAUACAUUCGAGGAGGAGCGCGCGCAGGUCCGCCGCCGCAUCCGGGCCGGGUCGCAUAUGUAA
Messenger RNA from Cutaneotrichosporon oleaginosum, 1149 nucleotides. RefSeq lists its product as uncharacterized. NCBI's taxonomy places the organism in Eukaryota, Fungi, Basidiomycota, Tremellomycetes, Trichosporonales, Trichosporonaceae. The record is from RefSeq and is a predicted model, not a curated record.